Macrosiphum euphorbiae (potato aphid) is the source of this 1344-nucleotide messenger RNA. Lineage: Eukaryota; Metazoa; Arthropoda; Insecta; Hemiptera; Aphididae. The record is from the annotation of a GenBank genome assembly.
AUGGAAGACUUCAGCAAACUCUCCAGUAAAACGGUCACUGAAGUAUUGAUGUUGGAGUUGAAAAUGUCUCCUGCAGCCAAAACGUUUUUGGUAUCGGGAUUCCCAAGAAAUAUGCGCGAUGUAGUAGAAUACACAAAUAAGAUCAAAGUCGUAAAUGGAGUUAUUCUGAUAUCGUGGAAUCAAAACGUGCUAGAACGCCAAAUCGAUUACGGUGCAAAGUUGGGGCAUGUCGUCCUGAGUCUGGCCAGGAUGGAGUUGAACAACUUCUACAAAAACGUUACUCCGGUGUCAGACUUUUACGACCAGAGAGGAAUGCUCAUUUCGGUGAAUGGCGAACGGAGUCCGACGGAAGUGUAUAACGACUUCCGGUCCUCGGUACUGCAAAUAUUGAGCGCCCACAAGAGUCCGGCGCCGGUAGCAGUGGCCAACGGUACCGUGCCCGUGGACAACCCGGGUGCCGGACAACCGGAAGUAGACGUCGAACGACCGAGCAGCCACCGCACCAUCGAUCUCGUGUCGGAACCACGGGCCACGGACCUCGUCUCGGAACCAGAAACGUUUCCGAGAACCAUUUGCGUUGUGGGUGGCCCCGGCAGCAACAAGAGUUCAUUGUGCCAAAAAGUGCUCAGGGCCAACGCCGGCUGGGGGCACGUUAGCGUUGGACCUUUAAUGAGGUCACUGGCGUCGUCCUUAGAUCCGCUACAAGAGACGAUCAGCAGUGGACAUAUCCUCGAAGAGUCGAUCGUUCAUGAAAUAUUAGAUAAAGAGUUACUCAAGUAUAAAAAUGCAGAGGGUAUCGUGAUCGAUGGUUAUCCAAGAAAUAUUGGACAGCUCAACUAUUUUGAAAAAAAGUAUGCUCAACGACCGAAGUUGAUACUAUUGGAUUGCUCAAAGUUGCAGUUAGGUCGCGGAAGGCUAGACGACAGCGUGUCGGCGUUUCGCCGGCGUCUGCAGAGUUUCCGCGAACAAACUCUACCGAUGCUCAAGGCACUGGAUAAAGACAACCGCUUAGCAGUAGUGGACGGUAACACCGACGACAAGCGAGUACAAGAUACGUUCAUCGGCACGCUGGUGGAGACGAUGAAGGGCGAGAACUUUCCAGUUUUCCACCGGGACGACGAUGAACACGGUGUCGACGUCGACACCGAUAUCCGCCAAGUCAACCCGGAAAAGCGAACCACGGCUGCAGGACACGCGGUUUCUGGGCCGGCGGUUCCACGUCAAAACGGUCAUUUACCUAACGAGACCAACGAAGACCACAAAAAUCGGGGACAGAAUUUGCGUUACGAUGUGAGGAACAUGUACGCUCAAAUAGGAUCUUAUGCAAACGACCCCACGCUGUAA